GCUCCUGCAGGGCCCCGCACUCCUGCGCAUCCCUGGCAGUGUCCCGGGUCAGCCAGGACGUGACACCCUGGGACAAUGGGAGGUGUCCCUGCCCACGGCAGGUGUGGCACUGCGGGGGAUUUAAAGCCCUUCCCCACCCAAACCAUUCCAGGAUUUUGGGUUUAGACACUGAUUUCCUGCUCCUGUGCUUCAGCUGCCUCCCUUGAGCUGCCUGGUGUCUCCAGCUCCUGACCCAUUUAUCCUCCAGCACCUUCAGGAAAACGUCUGGCAAGGAACACCUUUCACCCUAAUGUUUUUUUAGCAAUUCCUAACCUCCCGCCCCCUUACCCUGGGGGCUCUUUCCCCUCCCGGGGCGGUGCCGGGGCAGAGGAGGCUGGCCCGGCCCCGCCGUGACCUGGAAGGGAAGCGGCGUCACCGGGAUCGACUUCCCGGGGCCGGGAUGGAGCGGGCGAGCGGCAGGCUGUAGCUGAUGCCCAGGCCCCCCUGGCACGAUGCCGUCACGGACCAAUCUCUCUGCUGGGAUCCCCAGUAGCAAAGUGAAAUAUUCCAAGCUCUCCAGCACCGAUGAUGGAUACAUUGACCUGCAGUUCAAGAAGAGCCCACCCAAAAUCCCCUACAAGGCCAUUGCACUGGCCGUGGUGCUCUUCAUGAUCGGGACCUUCCUCAUCAUCAUCGGAGCCCUGCUGCUGGCAGGGUACAUCAGCAAAGGGGAGACUGACCGGGCCAUCCCCGUGCUGAUCAUCGGCAUCCUGGUGUUCCUGCCGGGCUUCUACCACCUGCGCAUCGCCUACUACGCCUCCAAGGGCUACCGGGGCUACUCCUACGACGACAUCCCCGACUUCGACGACUGAACCGUUCAUUAAUCCCGCUCUAAUUAGGCUGCUCGGAGCUGGUAGUUCCCCUGGAUGCUGGCAGGGCACGGCCGAUGCGUGUCCCUCGCGCGGCGCCGCUUCCUGGCCUUGAGGUGUUGCAGGUUUUCCAGUUUGGGGGUGGGGGCUCCAGCCCAGAAUUGACCAAAAGGAAUUGCAAAGAACUUGGGAUUUAUGGGAUUUUUUUUCCUCUCCGGGUUGCGUAAUUCCGCUCGCUGGGAAGCUCUUCCUGGGCGAGGCAAUCCUUGCAAUUUUCCAAAAAUAGAUGAGCUGGUUUCAGCAGCGGAUACUUGUUUUUUCUCUAAGUGUUUUCUAGAGUUUAUUUUAGCUUUCCAUGAGAUUGUGGUUAUUGUUGGGUUACCUUUGCAGACAGACCAUCAUUAAAUUCUCCUUUUGCUCUCUGUCCAUCAGAAAUGCUUCCAAACUACCGGUCCUGGAGUAAACAGAGUCUGAUGAGAGAGGGAAAGCAGCACUUGCAGGAAGUGAUUUCCACAGUGCACUUGCUCCACAGCUCCCUGUCACACUGACCAAGCUCAUUUCCCCACAAACGCCUCCUUCCCAAGCAAGCUUUCCCCGUGCCACUGUUGCUUUUGGCAAAACCUGCUCAUCCUUCACAAGGACUGGUGUUGGAGUUCGCUCGUUAUUUAAACAACCAAAUGGCUACUGGGAGAAGGAUUGGAACCCAGACUCAAGUGUCCAAAUAUCAAAAAUCUUGGGCUUGACUGAUGUGGGCAUUGGAGACACUUGAACUCCAGCUGUCUAUCUUCUGGAGUCCUUGUGUAGAUAAUUUGCUGUGCAGACCUGCCCAGGCCAGUGAAGAGAAGUUCUCUGUGCAGUUUGUGCUGAACAAACCCCCUCUAGAUUGCUUUGCCAGCUUUGCUGAUGUGUCAUUCAGGGAAAACAGAGCGAUGGCUCCACUUGAGUGAGGUCAAACCAGGCUGUCUCCUGGUUCUCAGUGUCCUGGACAACGAGCAGCGAUGCAAGUGGAUGCAUUUAACUUGAAUAAAGUUCUAUAUUCUCUGUAA
Messenger RNA from Vidua chalybeata, 1894 nucleotides. It is a transcript of the gene TMEM230, whose product is annotated as transmembrane protein 230. The transcript has 4 exons. Gene Ontology annotation, cellular component: endomembrane system; synaptic vesicle. Bases 492 to 851 code for a protein of 119 amino acids. Gene Ontology annotation, biological process: synaptic vesicle transport. The record is from RefSeq and is a predicted model, not a curated record. Lineage: Eukaryota; Metazoa; Chordata; Aves; Passeriformes; Viduidae.